This is a messenger RNA of Triticum turgidum subsp. durum (durum wheat), 1242 nucleotides long. Lineage: Eukaryota; Viridiplantae; Streptophyta; Magnoliopsida; Poales; Poaceae. The record is from the annotation of a GenBank genome assembly.
AUGGUCCCUGUAAACAGGAGGGGAACACAGCCUAGGGCUGGUUGCUCCAUUGGUCUGAUCACGAGGAUGGAGUACUUUGAUGCUAGGCGUAAACCACAUAAUAUUGGGAAAGUCGUUGUGGCCCUGCUCUUCGUAGCACUCUGUAUAUUUGUUCUGAAGCAAUCUCCUGGUUUUGGUGGCAAUAGUGUGUUUUCUCGUCAUGAACCUGGGGUUACCCAUGUCUUAGUGACAGGAGGAGCUGGCUAUAUUGGUUCACAUGCCUCAUUACAGCUAUUAAAAGACAACUAUCGAGUUACCAUUGUGGACAAUCUUUCUAGAGGAAAUAAAGGAGCAGUAAAGGUUCUCCAAGAAUUAUUUCCGGAGCCUGGGAGACUUCAAUUCAUCUAUGCAGAUCUUGGGGAUCAAAAAUCUGUCAACAAGAUAUUUUCUGAAAAUGCAUUUGAUGCUGUGAUGCACUUUGCGGCUGUUGCCUAUGUGGGUGAGAGUACAAUGGAACCCCUUAGGUAUUAUCACAAUAUUACAUCAAACACCUUACUGAUUUUGGAGGCUAUGGCUUCUCAUGGAGUCAAGACACUUAUUUACUCUAGUACCUGUGCAACUUAUGGAGAACCAGAGAAGAUGCCUAUAAUAGAAACCACACCUCAGUUGCCAAUUAACCCCUAUGGAAAAGCCAAGAAAAUGGCAGAGGACAUCAUACUAGAUUUCUCAAAGAGAACAGAUAUGGCUGUCAUGAUUUUAAGAUAUUUCAAUGUCAUUGGAUCAGACCCGGAGGGAAGAUUAGGUGAGGCUCCUAGGCCUGAACUACGAGAGCAUGGAAGAAUAUCUGGAGCAUGCUUUGAUGCAGCAUUAGGAGUCAUUUCAGGAUUGAAGGUUAAAGGGAUAGAUUAUCCUACAGCUGAUGGAACCUGCAUACGAGACUACAUUGAUGUCACAGAUCUUGUAGAUGCUCAUGUGAAAGCACUCAACAAGGCAGAGCCUAGUAAAGUUGGCAUUUAUAAUGUUGGCACUGGAAGAGGCCGUUCCGUUAAGGAGUUUGUCGAUGCCUGCAAGCAGGCAACUGGGGUUGACAUCAAAAUUGAGUACCUCAGCAGGAGGCCAGGAGACUAUGCUGAAGUAUUCAGUGACCCCACCAAGAUCAACAGUGAGCUCAACUGGACUGCUCAACACACCGAUCUGAAGGAAAGCCUGUCUGUCGCGUGGAAGUGGCAAAAGUCGCAUCCGCGGGGCUAUGGGGCAAACUAG